This is a messenger RNA of Exserohilum turcica Et28A, 3535 nucleotides long. RefSeq lists its product as uncharacterized. Gene Ontology annotation, biological process: regulation of transcription by RNA polymerase II. The coding region runs from base 185 to 3127 and encodes 980 amino acids. The transcript is spliced from 2 exons. Gene Ontology annotation, cellular component: SAGA complex. NCBI's taxonomy places the organism in Eukaryota, Fungi, Ascomycota, Dothideomycetes, Pleosporales, Pleosporaceae. Gene Ontology annotation, molecular function: transcription coregulator activity. The record is from RefSeq and is a predicted model, not a curated record.
AAUCCCUCCCCCAUCGCGCACUGCCAGAUCUCGGUGGGCAUCGCGCGCACCCUUGCGCCCGCCCUCUCUCCCCAGCAACUGCAAGCCCAACACCUGCCGUCGGCUCUGGUUCCCCCGGCGGAAAGCCCGUCCCACCGCCGCCCCACCGACAUAUUCACCUCCUCCAGCCCCCGUCACCACGAGCAUGUCGGGCUCAGUCGCCGUUGCACGCCCGUCGCAACCUCCACGCUUGCGCCGGGAGUCUCAGAGGCCUGGAGUCACGCGUACCGCCACCCGCCAGUCCACCAUGGAGGAUGACGGCGCGAAGCAGGAAGAGGCCAGGAAAUAUGUCUACACGCAGCAGGACAUCCUGGCCAAGCACAAGGGCAAGCCCCCGUCCCUCCGUGUAUACCUCCACCCGAAGCACUUCCGCCUCAACGACUCCCAGGAGACGCUGUCGUACGCUUCGCCGAUGCGUGAGCUGCUCCAGGCCAUCAAGGACAAGCAGGUGCCCCACAACAUGGUGGAGGAGCUGUAUGAGUUCAACACACCCUGGUACGACAACUGUCUCAUUGUCGAGGUGCACGACUAUCGCUCGACGGGCGUGAAGCCCAAGGACGAUACCAACAGCACUGGCGAAGGGGGCACCAAUGCCUUCUCGAUCCACAACUACAACAACUUCAUCACGCCAUCUCCUUAUGCGCCUUUUCCAGCCAACAAGCCCGACGCGAAGCCCACGCAAGCCCCGGCCCCGGCCAAGGAGGCAGAAGUCAAAGAGGACAAGGAGAACAUGCCCGCCCCUGGCCAGAGCGGCACGCCUAACAAGCAAUCAGGCCUGGGCAAGAUCCGGACAGUCGUCUUGUUUCCGACGCCGCAGUCGCAAUUGGCCGACAUGCAGCUGUUGGCCACGACGCCCGUCCCAGACAUGGCCGCCCUGAAGAGGCUGCAGGCCCAAGGCCGAGCUGCAGGCAUGCCACCCACCCCGAUGACUGCAGUACCCUCGACACCCGCCUUCUCGAAUGGCCCCAGCCCGAAACGUCAAAAAAUGGUCCUCGACGACAGCAAUCUGCACGAGUUCGAGGCUGAAGUCUUGAAUGCUACCUGUCCCCCGCUAUAUCUAGAGCCCACAAAGAGCUUUGGACAGUCGCUCGCGCUCAUGGAUGCUAUAACGCACCCGAACAACAAGAACCCUGCGCCUCCACGCAAAACCCGCAAGAGGACGACUGCCGAAUUGGCCGCCGACGAAGCUGAAGCCCAGGGUCUACAGCGCUUUAUGCUGGCUGGUGAUGAGUACCAAGGCAUCAUGACUGCCGCAGCCACAGGGAAUGAUGAUAAUGCAGUGCGUGCAGCUGCCAACUCGCAGACGUUUGCUCGUUUCAAGACCAUUGCCAACAUCAGGGCGAAUCAUGAAGAAAACGAUCGACGGAAGAAGGAGGAGGACGCUCGUAACGCUCAGACCAAACGACAGGCGCAAAUCGAGGCUGAAAUUCAGAGGAAGAGAGAACUCGAGGCUAGACAGCAGGCUGAAGUUGCUGAGCGUCAACAAGCAGCCCUGCGGCAACAAGCGCAACAUCAGGCUCAGCUCCAGCAAAACCAAUUGCAACAGAACCAACUACAGCAGAACGAAGCCUUGCGGGCUGCUGCGGCAGCACAGCACCAAAUGUCGACUGCGGCAGCAUCGCAAGUCACCCAGACUCCGCAAUCGGCAACGCAGUCUCAAUUCUCGCCGACGGUACGCCAGCAAACGCCAAUGGCCGCCUCGGCAGCCUCACCGCGGGUCGGUGGUCAAGCAUCACAUCCUAUAGGUGGAACCCCUAUGGUACCGUCGGCCUCCAACCAGGCUGUUAACAGCCCAGCUCGACCCCCAUCUUCUGUCUCUCAUCACCAAAACCAAAUGGCCCGCUCAGUCAGCCAGCAACAGAAUCCAAGCCGCACGAGUACACCGCACAUUGUUCAGGGCACGCCGGUUAUGAACCCAUCCAUGCCGAACCGCAACAUGACACCGACGCCAAGCCGCAUGAAUCAAAAUAGCCCGUCUAUGGCGAUUCAAGGCCAGACUCCAAUGAUGAUGCAGACUCCCCAACCUGGCCAAAACAUGACACUCGAAGCAAUACAGCAGCUUCGCAUGCAACAGAUGCGGAUGCAACACCUGCAGCAGCAGCAAGGUGGAUCUCCGGGUAAUCAGCAACAACAGAUGCAGCAAUUGGCAUUCCAAAAGGCUGGGCAACACAUUCAGCAGACUGGUGUCCCUCCCAACCAAAAUCCUCAGGCCUAUCGCCAGCAACUGGCACAGCAUUAUUUCCGCCAGUUGCAGCAGCAGCAGCAACAACAACAACAACAGCAACAGCAACAGCAGCAGAACCAACAACAGCAACAGCAAAUGGGCAUGCAAAACAUGACGUCUCAAGGAGCACUGCCGCAGAACGGUAUGCCUCAACAAGGCAUGGCUUUUGCUAACAUGAGUCUGCAACAAAUGCGCUUGCGGUACCAGCAACAGAAAGCGACCGUCAUGCAGAACUACAGCAACACCCAAAGCAUCCCACCCCAAAUCAUGCAGCAAAUGCAGCAGAUGGAGUUGCAGAUCAAGCAACGAGAACAGCGCGAGCAACAAUCGCAGAUGGCCCACAUGCAAAACGGCAUGGGCAAUCAAAUGAACGGCGGCCAGAUGAGUGGCAUGCAGAACGCGACGCCCAACAACCCGAUGCAAAUGCAACAGUAUCAACAAAUGCUGCAACAGCAACGGCAAGCAGCCGCCAACCAGAACCGAAUUAUGCAGAUGCGACAGCAGGCCAUGGCAAACGGUGGUCAGCUUCCACAGGGCAUGAUGGGCAACGUGAGCGCUAUGAACGGCAUGCAAAACACGAUGCAGGGCAUGAAUAUGGGCAACAUGGGAAAUGUCCAAGGCAUGGGCAUGGGGCAGAUGGGGCAGAUGAAUGGUGGCAUGGGCGGCAUGCAAAACGGGCAGAUGAACGGUGUCAUGUCGGGCAUGCAGGGUAUGCAAGGCAUGCAAGGGAUGAGCCAAAUGAAUCAGAUGAACCAGCAGCAAAUGCAGCAGAUGAUGAUGAUGCGUCAAGCGCAGCAACAGGCGGCUCAGCGGAUGGGGCAGCCUGGCGGUCAGCAAGGCGGGGACAUGGGGUGGAAUGGCUGAUUGCUCUCAUUCUACUUGGGGGUAACGUGGCCACGUCGCUCGGUCUCGUUUUGCCAUAUUGCUAGCAUCCUGGAGAGGCUUCUCCUUAUUCUUCUUCUUCUUCUCCUUCUUCUUCUUAUUCUUCUUCUUCCUCUAUCUCCUUUGGCGUUGUCAGGGAGCGCAGCCCAGGCAUAGAUGUCGACGGGAGAACAAAGGGUGUUUGGGAGCACAUGUUGGGCGAAGAGAGAGAGAGAGAAAAAAAAAGUUGUUUCAAGAUACCCCUGGUCUUGGGAUGGGUUUCCAACCAUGGAAAUUAUUUUGAUUUACUUGAUUGCAUUGGGCCUGAUGCCUUGUAGAGCUGCAUAUCUUGUCAAAGGACUAUUAUUAUUAUUUUUUGCAUCCUCCAAGUAGUCAUAACCAUCCUCCACC